GGUAUCUAAGAGUAUGAGUUCUCUUCGUAUCAAGGGUCAGAGGGUCGUGCUACCUGAAAGGGUUGUAGCCCCAGCCAUCAUAGAGAUUAAAGAUGGAGUCAUAGCAGCCAUUCACCGUUCAGAUCUCGAGAGGGUAUCAUGGAAUCCAGAUACAGAUAUAGAUGCUGGGGAUAGCUUAGUGAUGCCUGGUGUCGUAGAUAGUCAUGUCCACGUUAAUGAACCAGGUCGAACCUUGUGGGAAGGUUACAGGACGGCUACUAAGGCUGCAGCUGCCGGUGGAGUAACUACCAUCGUUGACAUGCCAUUGAAUAGUAUUCCACCCACAACCACUUUGAGUGCAUUCCACGAGAAGAUGACCCAUGCCAAGGCUUCGUCUCAUGUAGACGUUGCAUUCUGGGGAGGAGUUGUACCUCGGAACCAGUUUGAAUUACGUCCCAUGAUCGAGGCUGGUAUCGCAGGGUUCAAAUGUUUUCUCAUCCACAGCGGGGUAGAUGAAUUCCCUCACGUUUUAGAGAGUGAUCUUCAUGAAGCCAUGAAACAACUUAAAGGUACCAACAGUGUUUUAUUGUUCCAUGCUGAAAUGGAGGUCCCAAGUACAGAGGAAACAACAGAAGUGGAUUCAUCGGCAGAAUAUAAAGACUUCCUCAAUUCCAGGCCUAAAAACAUGGAGAAUAAAGCAAUAGCACUUGUAGCAAAGAUGUGCCUUCAGUAUAGGGUUCCUUGUCACAUCGUCCAUCUCUCCUCGUCCGACGCUCUUCCUAUCAUCCGGGAUGCCCGCCGCCGUGGCGCCCCGCUCACCGUCGAAACCUGCCAUCAUUACCUCUCUUUCACGGCUGAGGAGGUACCAGAGGGAGGAACUCAUUUCAAAUGCUGUCCUCCGAUCAGAGACAAAAAUAAUCAGAUGGUGUUGUGGGAUGCUCUGAAGAGAGGUGAUAUUGAUUUGGUUGUGUCGGACCACUCUCCAUGUACUCCAGAACUCAAGCUCCUAGAACAAGGCGAUUUCAUGAAGGCUUGGGGUGGGAUCUCAUCCAUGCAAUUUGGUCUAUCGCUUUUCUGGACUGGAGCCCAGAAACACGGCAUGGGACUACACGAUAUGGUCAGGUUGAUGUGUGAACGCACUUCAAAACUUGCCGGAGUCUCCCACCGCAAGGGCUCCCUCGCUGUCGGCUUUGAUGGAGACAUCGUCAUAUGGGAUCCUGAUUCAUGCAUUACGAUCCAGCCCGAGAACAUUCACCAUCGUCACAAGGUUACACCGUACAGUGGUCUGACACUACAAGGCGUCGUACAGGUUACCAUCGUGAGAGGCCAGGUUGUCUACAGACACGGUACAUUCAGUGAAACACACAAAGGAUCUCUUAUUAUGUGUGACCCCAACAGAAAGCGAGAAACCUUGACACCAAACGCCCACCUGUGAGUUCAUUGAAUCCACUGUGUUACUUUAACUUAUAGGUUUAGUGAAUUUUUUCUAUUGUUUACCGGAUGCUAAGAUUAUUAUCACUGAUUGGUCAAAACUGCAUCAUGUGAUGUUGUGCAAUUCCGUCUAUCAUCGUCUAAGGGUUUUGACUUGCUUUCCAUAUAUUCUAUCUAACCCUGUGAUAGAUCCUGUAACCCCUGAGGGCAGGGCCACAAGUUGUUUUUCAAUGCGCACAUCUAGCUAGUUUGCUGUGAGCUACUUGGUCACUUAUGCGCAGCCAAUGGUGCACUAGCCAAGUACUGGUACCCAUUUGCCCAGGAGCAGCACACUUACUGCCCGUUAUGCUUCCUGGCAUGUAGGGCAGCAUUACAGGCUUUCCACUCCCGUCUGUCUUGGGCCAGUCUCUGAAGUGAUCCCCAGGUCUGUCGGAGGUUAGACACUUCGCCCUCCAAGGUCUGUCGCCGUGUGUUCUCGGACCGGCCUAGUUUUCUCCUUCCUUCUGGGGUCCACUGCAGUGUUGUCCUUGUAAUGUUAUCCACUUUUUAAUACAUAACCGAUCCAGCUCCACCUCCUUUUCAUAAGCAUGUCUUCCAUACUUGUUGGCAUCUUUCAAAUACAUGUACAUGAUGUUCUUCAUUUUUGAUGUGUUAGGCCAGAAUAUACAAAGUAUAUGUCUUAAACUUUGUGUGUGUUAAAACCUGACAGUUUCUGAAGGUCAUGUCUUGUCAUCAGGAGCAGUGCUGCUUGUUUAAAUUACAAAGUGAUUUAGCAAAUCAACUUAGAUUAGGGUUACACUAGUGGUCCUAAAAUUGAAACCCUUGUGUCUAGAGUUGUUUGAUUUAAAAUGAUGAGAUAUAUAAAACAAAUGUGGAUUGCUUUGUAUUCAGAUGACAGUUUAUAAACAUCAUUCCCUCUGGGCUGUCAUAAAAAAAUUCCUUUCUACACUUAUAGUGUAUUUUGCCUUCAAAUGAAAUUUUUUGCUGUACCUUUUAACCUUUCCAUCAGUAACUGCACAAUGAAUGGUCAAGUGUAUAUGGUUCUUUAGACACUUUGUGUAGAAUGAUGAGACAA
This is a messenger RNA of Lytechinus variegatus (green sea urchin), 2485 nucleotides long. Its product is annotated as allantoinase, mitochondrial-like. Gene Ontology annotation, cellular component: cytoplasm. NCBI's taxonomy places the organism in Eukaryota, Metazoa, Echinodermata, Echinoidea, Temnopleuroida, Toxopneustidae. Gene Ontology annotation, biological process: allantoin catabolic process; purine nucleobase catabolic process. The record is from RefSeq and is a predicted model, not a curated record. Gene Ontology annotation, molecular function: cobalt ion binding; allantoinase activity; zinc ion binding.